AUGAGGUUUCCGUGUUGGAAAUUAAGAUAUCUUCUGGGCGUCUUUAUGAUGUUCCAAGCGAUUAUGGGCACGAAGGUAACACACCAAGCAGACCUAGCGGCAACGAAAGGAGAAUCGGAGGGUGCUGCAGCCAAAGCGGGGCCCCACGGACACUUGAUUGCACCGAAGGCAGGCAAGCUCAUUCGAAGCGUCGGCGGACUGGGCACGCUGGUCGUCAAAUUCGAGAAAUACGUCGGGGACGAUGGCCAGACACUUGCAAUCGAUAUCAAUCUCCGGCCAAUCGAUAAUGAUGAGAACCGGACAACUUACUUGCUCGGAAACGGUUUGACAUCCGGGAGAAACAACACUUUGAUUGAGGUCCAUUUUAGCACCAGAUGGGCUUGCGGAAGUUAUAACCUGGUCAUAAGGGAACAUCAGUUUCACAAGGGGGUUCAUAUUUCGUUUCAAGUGGCAGCACCAAGGAUCAAGAUCACUUGCUCGCCUCUUAAGUAG
Puccinia triticina is the source of this 492-nucleotide messenger RNA. RefSeq lists its product as uncharacterized. The record is from RefSeq and is a predicted model, not a curated record. NCBI's taxonomy places the organism in Eukaryota, Fungi, Basidiomycota, Pucciniomycetes, Pucciniales, Pucciniaceae. The transcript has 3 exons. The coding region runs from base 1 to 492 and encodes 163 amino acids.